This is a messenger RNA of Polyodon spathula (Mississippi paddlefish), 7195 nucleotides long. RefSeq names its product transcription factor COE3-like. The record is from RefSeq and is a predicted model, not a curated record. NCBI's taxonomy places the organism in Eukaryota, Metazoa, Chordata, Actinopteri, Acipenseriformes, Polyodontidae. Bases 449 to 2266 code for a protein of 605 amino acids. Gene Ontology annotation, molecular function: RNA polymerase II cis-regulatory region sequence-specific DNA binding; DNA-binding transcription factor activity, RNA polymerase II-specific. The transcript is spliced from 16 exons. Gene Ontology annotation, biological process: regulation of transcription by RNA polymerase II.
CCUCUUGAAGCACGCCUGUUUCAUACCUCUUUUAAUUUCACAGUGCGUGCACUGUGUGUUGUUAAGCCCCUUCUUCUGACACAAGUUGUGUGACUUUCCUGUUUGGAAGACAGCGAGGUCAGCCUCUCUCGGUUUAUACCGGCGUCCUGUGACUGAUGCUUCAUAUCUAGCUGUUCUGUCUUUUUUCCCUUAGCUUGAUCUUGAGUGCACUGAAUCAAGCGCAUGGUUUGGGAAGUAAAAACAAAACCCAGAGGGGAAUAGCAGAAGCCGUCUUUGGAGAAACGCCGCUCUCUCGCUCUCUGUCACUGUACUUUGGGGAAGAUUAUUUUAUUUUGUCUUUCGCUGCUGCCGUUGUUAAUUUUAGGUGACCCUGUUUUGUGUGGGGAGGUGGAUUAUAUAGUUGAAAUUGGUGUUAAGAAGAUCCACAAGGCUUUUUUUGUGUGUGUUGAUGUUUUCAAUUCAGGACAGCCUCCCUCGGGGAGCUUUGACCAUGAAAGAGGAACCGCUGGCUAGCGGGAUGCCACCAGUCCGGUCUUGGAUGCAAAGCGCUGGGAUACUGGACGCAAACACUGCAGCCCAAAGCGGCGUUGGCCUGGCCCGGGCUCAUUACGAGAAGCAGCCCCCCUCCAACCUGAGGAAGUCCAACUUUUUCCACUUUGUCCUGGCGCUGUACGACCGGCAAGGCCAGCCAGUCGAGAUCGAGAGGACCUCCUACAUCGAUUUCGUGGAGAAAGACAAAGAGUACAACGGGGAGAAGACAAAUAAUGGGAUUCAUUACAGGCUACAGCUUCUGUACAGCAAUGGCAUCAGAACAGAGCAAGACCUAUUUGUGCGGCUGAUUGAUUCAAUGACCAAACAGGCCAUUAUUUACGAGGGCCAGGACAAGAACCCAGAGAUGUGUCGUGUUCUGCUCACACACGAGAUCAUGUGCAGCCGGUGUUGUGACAAGAAGAGCUGCGGGAAUCGUAACGAGACCCCCUCUGAUCCAGUGAUCAUCGACAGAUUCUUUCUGAAAUUCUUCCUCAAGUGCAAUCAGAAUUGUUUGAAAAAUGCAGGGAACCCACGGGACAUGCGCCGCUUUCAGGUGGUUGUAGCCACGACAAUCAACGUGGACGGCCACGUGCUGGCUGUCUCGGACAAUAUGUUCGUUCACAACAACUCCAAGCAUGGCAGGAAAGCUCGCCGUCUCGACCCUUUAGAAGCAGCCACCCCCUGUAUCAAAGCCAUCAGCCCAAGCGAGGGUUGGACCACUGGGGGCGCUACCGUCAUCGUUAUCGGGGAUAACUUCUUCGACGGGCUGCAGGUGGUCUUUGGCACCAUGCUGGUCUGGAGUGAGCUCAUCACGCCUCACGCCAUCCGCGUGCAGACGCCACCGCGACACAUCCCUGGCGUGGUGGAGGUCACGCUCUCAUACAAGUCCAAGCAGUUCUGCAAGGGGGCGCCGGGACGCUUCGUCUACACAGCAUUGAAUGAACCAACUAUUGAUUAUGGAUUCCAGCGACUACAGAAGGUGAUUCCCAGACAUCCAGGAGAUCCAGAGAGGCUACCUAAGGAGGUCUUGUUGAAGAGAGCAGCAGAUCUGGUCGAAGCCCUGUAUGGCAUGCCUCACAAUAACCAGGAGAUCAUCUUGAAGCGAGCAGCGGACCUGACCGAGGCCCUGUACAGUGUCCCACGCAGCCACAACCAGCUGCCCUCCCUCACAGGCUCCUCCGCCCACUCAGGAAUGAUGGGAGUCAACUCCUUCAGCAGCCAGCUCGCCGUCAACAUCUCGGAGACAUCCCAGGGCAAUGACCAAGGUUACUCCCGUAACUCUAACAGCGUGUCUCCCCGUGGCUACGCCCCCAGCUCCACCUCCCAGCAGUCCAACUACAACACCAUCACCUCCACCAUGAACGGCUACGGCAAUGGCAUGACCAGCCUGGGGGUGCCGGGCUCCCCCAGCUUCCUCAAUGGAUCCACAGCCAACUCCCCCUACGCAAUCAUGCCUUCCAGCCCUCCGUUGGGGGCUUCCUCCAUCACUCUCCCCUCCAGCGUUAAUUCCUCCUCCUCCACCACCCCUGCUGGCAUGUUCUCAUUCUCUCCUGUCAAUAUGAUCUCUGCAGUCAAACAGAAGAGCGCCUUCGCCCCCGUGGUGAGGCCGCAGACCUCCCCGCCCCCCACCUGCACCAGCACCAAUGGGAACAGUCUACAGGGUGAGCACCCCGCCCCUCACCUGCCUCCCAACUCCACCCACCACUACUGGGUGUUAGUAGAUGAGGGCAGAUAAGACACACGAGCUAUGUCUGGUCUUAUAGUCCCACCCAUGUAAGUAGGAAAAAAUGAAAUCCCAAGAUAUCCACAAGAUGAAGAACACCAUUCCCACUGCCCCCACACACAGCUCAGCAACUUCAAGAAUAACAGGAACAUGGCAUAUGGACUCCUUUCUUAAAGGUCCUAUAAAGAUUGAUUAAUGGUAGUCUGAAUAGUCUCCUGAGUUGUUGUUUCACCUGCAGAGGAACCUUGAUUAAGUGAGCUAAAUUGGACCACGUUACACAAGUAUAGUCACACUGUUUGGCUACAUUGCCCCUCUUACCUGCCAUCAUCUCUUCCACACGUCAGACUGCUGGCACCAUUGACCAUCUCUCUUGAUAAACGAUCCGCCUCUUUCAUUUCUGAUUCAAUCCUGUUUCAUUCCUGCUCGGGGCUGAGGCAUGGGCUCUUCCAACAGAGCAAUGAAAAAGAGUAAAUGACUGUUUCUCCUUCUUAAGACUCACACCUUGGAAAGGCAGGUCUCUGAGAAACUAAAUUCAUAAUGUGACUCACUGCAACCAAAUGAUUGCAUUCCCAGCCUUCUGUCCAUGACUACAAAACACUUAACUCCUAAAUUUAGAAAUACUGAAAUAAAUAAAUUAAAUGAUAAAUGUUUCAGCUGCAAGCCUUUUUCAUUUCCAACCUUAUCUCAAGAUUCCAUCUAAUUUCCAGAACUCAGGCAAAACACAAUUAAUUGCAGUUUGAAUCAGGUGGCCCACAUUUUGGUCCGGACAGUUUCAAGCAAUCAAGGUUCUGAAGUACGGUAUCCCAUCUGUACUGUCUCUUUUCUUCAACCAACUAUUAGUUAUGCAACUGUGAUAACAAAGUAGGGGAAGUGUUUUAUAGUUAGAAACCAUGUUCUUGACAGGAGGGGGGGGGGGGGGGGGGGGGGGGGUAGGAAUGGCUCCAGUUAUAUGUGCUCCAUAAACUCUCCACUGUUCACAUCUUUAAACUCAGCUGUGUCUGAGCACAGCCAGCACCAUGCUUCACUGGAGAAAGCAGGUGUUUAAAUAUCAGCUCAGAUUUCCAAAAUAAUGAAGAAAGGCCUUUAUUAUUUCCUUUUUAGUGAAAGCAUGAAUUUUAAAUGAUCAUACCUGCGUGUGUUUCAUUCUUAUUUGCCCCUUAGUGAAAUUCUAUGAAAUCAAACUAGCCCUAGCCACUUGCAAAAUAGCUGUUCAUACUGAAUUGGAGCCAUUUUAGGACAGAGGUAGUUUAGAUGUAUUCCCCAUUGCAGUCUGCUCUUCCCAAAUGAGCUAUAGUUAUUCACCCAAGUUUCUUUCAUGGAGUGAGACUGUAGCCUUUGUGUACUUUGGACCAAUAGUUUAUUGGAGAAAAAACAGUACCUGGAAAUGGUUUCCAGAUUUGUGUGUCUGUAGAAUAACACCAGGAAUGCUUGCUGAGAUUCUGAUCAUGUUUAGGUACUGAUUUUAUCGUUCGACUUUUAUUGUGCUUUUUUGUAUGUAUUUAUAAAUGUUUAUGGGGGUUUCUUUGGAGAUUUAGGCCUGAAUAAUAGUAUAACAAAAAUAUGUAAACACAUUUGAUGUCAUAAUACCUUUUAGAUAUUGUACAAAAAAAAAAAAGUAAAAAAAAAACUUUUGUAAAAAGUCUUAGACAUGUUCCCUGUCCCUCUGAUUUUUAAAAAGAAGGAAUGCUUCGCCGAUUUUGUAUAAGAAAGCUUUCCGAUACUGUAUUUAACAUUUUUGUAUACAGCCAUUGUGUUUUUCUCUUACUUCCAGUUAUUGUCCGUGUGUCUCAUUGUGAAAAGGUGUAUAAUCACGAUAGUUAUUACUUAAUGCACUAUUUUAGUGAAGCAUCUCCAAAAGCAUUGCAUCUGAGCAAAAAAAAAGAAAGUUUAGCACACAUAUGCAUCAAGAUUAUAUACAUCAGUCAUUUGAGAGUGUCUUCUUGUGUUCAUGACUUCUCUGUCAUACAAAGUUAAAGGGAGACUCUACUUUUAUGAGGGGACAUCUUAAUGUAGCGCUCCCACUGUGCAUCCAACACCAUUUCUGUCUUCUCCUAGUUAGGGCAAUAGGUAACUGGCUGAAAUCAAUUUCAACAGCUUCAGCAAGUUUUAGACUGGAAAUAGUGGCGGAAGGCAACCAAUACAAGCCUAAAUAAAGCAAACAAAUAUUAUUUGAGAAAUCAACAGUUGAUAGCCACCAUGUGACACUUUGUUUUUAACAUGCGGUGCAGACUGCAGAUGGAAAAUGAUGGUGAUACCUCAAAAAGUAUAGAGGUGGCAUCACCGCCAAUAAUAGAGCUAAUAGCACUGGGAUUAUUUGAAUGGGUGUGUGGUGGAUUUUGUUGGACCAGAUGCCACUUUGGUACAGUUAAGAAAGUGCUGUAAUAACUGGAUAUCUACUUCCAAGUAAAGAAUACACUUGUAUGUAACAAUGAAAGUGUAUACUACCUGAGUCAAGACUUGGAGUUAUUCAAUAGUGGACCUUUCCUCACAAUUCAUAUGCUUGUGUGAAUUAAGACGUCGCCGAUACACAGCAAAGAAGUUGUGUGUUCCUUUAACAAAGUAGGGUUUUCUUAGUCGUUGUUGUUGCACACAGAUCUGUAUCAUUUACUUAUGCAAUUUGUAUUCCUGUAAUGCAAAACAGUGUAACGCCACACUAUCUCAGUGGAAUAGUUGUAAAAAAGAAAGAAAUAUAUAAAUUGAUGCCUUACAAUAUGUCAUGUCCCCAUGCAUUCUAUCAUUAUGUUUUGUGUGUUGUUUUUUUUUUUUUCUGCAAGGCUGCGAAAGUCAGCCAUCUGUUUAAGAGUUAUGUAAGUCAAUUUGACUGCUUAAAAACAUUGGUGUAGGUAGAAAAUAAUGGUUACUUACUUAUAGAAAGUCCUAAUAGGGUUAAAAAUGUGUAUAAAAUGUAUUGACUUACACCCUUCUAGGGGAGUAUAGAGCAUAAGAGUUGUCCAUCUAAGAUCACCCAGCUCCUAGUAGCUGAUUGGGUCAACGAUGUAAUCUUGGAGAAGACUGUGAAAUCUCAAGGCAGUUAGCAUAUUCAUAAUUUUGAUUGUCACAGAUGGACAAGAUCAGUACAUAGCUGUUCACCUUUAAAUAAAGACCAAAAAAUGAAUUAUUUCACAUUAGCAGUUUUAAUUACAGGGCAUACAUAACCAACUAAAAACAUGGUAAUUACGUGGAAGUGUGAUGUGCCAUGGUGUUAUCAUGUAAUUACACCAGGUAACCAACAAAAGGCCAUGCUAUGUAAUUACACUCUAGUUACCUACUAACAGUAGGAAUCCUUCGUAGUUAUUGCCCAGGUAUUACUAUGUAGUUACAUGGAUAUUCAUGUCGUGCAAUCUAAAGUGCUGACAAACGAAAUUACACAAACAGGCCAACCAAUACCACUGAACCAGUACAACUGAAAGAUGCACUGAUAGAUGAUUAUAUUGAAGAACUCCCUUGCAUAUAAAUGAUAUCCCCACAUAGUGCUAGGGAGAGGAGUGCAAAUAGUGGAGGUCUAACAAAACAGAGAAGAUCUGCCAAGAGUUAUUGUGGAUGCUUCAGAAACAAGGUGGAUUUCCAAUCUGGAGCUGCCACUGUCAAUGUCUAUUAAUGUCAUGUUGAAGCUUAACCAAGAUUUCCCACGAAUAAGGAAGCACUUUAUUCUGUAUUGCUAGCAUCCUUAUUACAUUGACAUUCUGUGUGUGUAUGUAUGUAUGUAUGGAUGUAUGGAUUGAUGGAUUUACACUAUGCAUAUAAUGUACGAAUUCAUGUGUAUGUAUGAAAAUAAAAACAAAACAAAAAUUAGUGUAUACCGCAGAAUCAGAACUACAAAAAUGUAUAAGACAAGACAUUGAGUGCUUAAAUACAUUUCAGCUAAAAUGUUUAUGAAUGAACACUUACUAAUGGGAAAUGGUACUGAAAGGCACUACAGCUAGCUCUCCGAUUUUUAGUCAUCCUGUUAGCUCAUCCGUUCUGCUGUCUACGAAAGUCCAGAGGAACGUGACUGGCAGAAGCAGUGCUUUAGGCAAGCUUUGAACAAGCUGAUAUAGAAGAGGUGUAGGUUUGAGUAGGUAGAACCUGGAGCCAAUGCAGGCCAGUCUGUCACUGAGCUUCGUUCAUAUAUUUGAAACCAGCAAGAGUACAAAGAAACAAGGUCAACCUUUACGGUACCUGCACAAUUAUUAUCAUUGAUAACAUCAAUAAAAACGUGCUAUCAAAUAUUGCAUUAGUUCAUUAUUUAACGCGUAUUCAAGAAAUACGACAGUACUGUGGUACAGAUUGUAUGUAGUCAUGGACAGGUAUACCAAAAAAGAACACAGUAUGGUUCUUAUCAGAAUAUAAGUCAACCACACUCCAUAGCAUUGUGGUUUCCAUUGAAGACCGCUCUGGGUGCACCUGGUUUAUGAAAGUGCAAAGGGCUUACUGAGGAGUUUCUGUCCUUUGUUUCUUAGCAGAAAGGUUUUAACUGCUCUGCUUGAAUAGACGUCUGUCUUUACAAGCUUCUUAAAGCCACGGGAUGUGUCUGAACUGAUUGACUGUGCAGUGCUGUUCAUGUGUAGGCCUUUGCUGAUGUUGCCCCCUCGCUACCACCCCCAUUUGCAAAUGUAUAUUUUAUGUCCAUUUGAAUCACUCACUAUACUGUAGCUGCAAAAUGCUAACUUUUUUAUGGAGUUGUAAAUUCAGCUUUGCUUCCCCAUUUACCUCAACAGGUUAUUAAAACUAGAUUAUUUUUUGUUUUUGCUUUUUUUGCAAUGAUUUAUGUGAAGAAAAAAUGUGAAGGAGUACUGCAUCUUUAUACAAUUUAUGAAAAAAUAUGUACUAUCAUCGAAGUAUAUUAAAGCACAAUGUUUAAUUCUCUAAAAAAAGAAAAACAAACUAAAACAAAGCUGUACCCUCUUUUCUUUUCGAUAAGAAUCUGUGACCAUGCUGUAAAUAGGAUGCAUGCUUUUCUGU